AUGUGCCGGGCGCGGCGGCGCGGCGGCGGGCGGCUCCCGGCCCUGCUGCUGCUGCUGCUGCUCGGCGGGGCGGCGGGGCUGGGCCGCCUCUCCGGGCCCGUGUCCGGGAACAGCCCGGCGGGGAGGCGGCUGCGGGGCUUGCGGGGGCCGCUGCGGGGAACGCCGGGCCCCGGGGAGUGGGCGCUGGAGGGCGACGGCGACUCCCGCUUCUCCCUCCGCCGGCGGCGGCUCCUGCUGCUCCGCACGGCCGAGGGCCCGGACCGGGAGGCGCGGCCCGAGUACGGGCGGCGGCGGGCAGGACGGGACCCCCGGGAGGCGCUGCUGCGGGUCCGGGUCGUGUCCCGCAGCGCCCACCGGCCGCGCCUGCCCCCGGGGGUGGCCGAGCCGGGCACGGAGGUGGCCCGGCUCCGCGCCCUGGACGGCGUCGGGGAGGCAUCGGGGGCGCCGAGGCGCGUCCCGCCCAGCCGCCUGCUCGUCGUGGUGCCCGGCAGCGGGCGGGGGCUGACGGCGGGCUCGCUGCCGGGGCUGCCCCGGUGCCGCCGCCACGCCGCGGCUGGCGCCGGGGGGAGGCGGAGAGCGCGCUCGCUGCUGCCGCCGGGGACCGGCUCCCGCCGCUACACGGCCCGCCUGCCCCACGGGGCGCGGGUGGGUGACACCGUCUUCACCGUCCCGCGGAGCCGCGACCGGGCGGCGGGCGGCUGGUUCGAGCUGGCGUCUCCCGGUGCCGCCCCCGUGGGGGUCGACAGGGCGUCGGGGCGGCUCUACCUCCGGCGGGAGCUGCGGGCGGGCGGCCGGGCGGAGGUGCUGGUCAAGGUGCACCGCGGCGGCGGACGAGGUAGGGGCCGGGCCGGGCCGGGCCGGGCGGCGGGGAUGGGGCGCAUCCCCCCCCCCGGUGCUGCCCCCGGUGGGGGUGGAGGGUCGGCCCGCGGGAGGGGGGACGCUGAGCGGGCACGGCCGUGCCGGGCGCUUGUCACUCGAGGAGAGGCGGCGGCGCCGAUGCCGCUCUCCGUGGGGUGUGGGGAGCCGCGGGCGGGUGGGAGCUGCCCCCCGGGCCGGGUUUGGAGGCGUGGGGAUGUGCCGACUCCUCUCUGGUACCGCCUGCACCGCUUUCGCCUGUUUCCAUCUUUGAAGGAAUAG
Phalacrocorax carbo (great cormorant) is the source of this 1137-nucleotide messenger RNA. Lineage: Eukaryota; Metazoa; Chordata; Aves; Suliformes; Phalacrocoracidae. The record is from RefSeq and is a predicted model, not a curated record.